AUGCACUUCAUCGAGAAAUUCCGGGAACUACGACUUGAUAUCGUCGGUAUUGUCGCUAUUCUAGGAGAAGGCAGUACAUCGCGCAAUGCACAAGCUUCAGCCUUAUCAUGGCACCACAUCCUACCUCGAAUUUAUCCUGCGCCGCAAUCGCUACUUAAGCACCAUCAGGACAAGCUGCUACCAGUCGAACCUGGUAUCGUCGUUGGUGCCAUGUCUGGCAGAAUUAGGACUGAGCUGAAUUUCUUCACUCGCCUAUUGCAUCCUGAUGAUCUACCAGAUUACUCCGUGCAGAUGUUGAAAGUGGACAGGAAAUCAAAUACAAAAGAGACAGCCACAAAGAACAUGGAGUCGUCCAAGAGUAGAAGAACACCUGCAAUGGCAGUAAAGAGGUUGGGGCAUUUAGCAGGACUCUCGAUCCUUGGGUUUUGCAUGUCCAUAACAAUACUAGUCCUCGCCCUCUGGCAGAACGAUGGUGCGGCUUUGGUGGCCGACGUUCUCCUAUCUCUGUGCUCGAGCUUCGUGGGACUUGCUUCAUGGUGCAAAUUAGACGUGACAGAGGAGAAACCCCACGAGGACCGGAAGGGUAUCGUACCGCUAGGCGAUGUGGUAAUAUUCUACCCUACCACUGGUGCAUUCCGUGUCAUUCGCUGCACGGACGAGGUAUCUAGAUUUUAUUUCCGGAUCGAGAAGUGUACACACUAUCUCGGCGAUAACAUAUACAGAGCAAUCGCCCUGUUCUCGUCCGCCAUGCUCAUGGCGGGCUUGAUCUCACUCAGUAACGCACAGCUGGUCUUGCAAGCAGCCUUUGCCGCUUCAUAUAUACUCCUCAAUGCACUAUAUUGGGCCUCUUCUGCUCUUAACCCUAGCACGCAUGUCUGGCAGCACGACUUCGAUGUCAAGGAACUGGGCUUCACAAGGAGAAUGAUUAAAGAUCAAAAUGGAAAGAUAGUGCCACAGACUUCAGAACUGUCCCCUGCCAGCACUCGAGGUAGAUUGACGGCACUGAAACAGGGCUUUGUGUUUCUUAGGUGUACACGUGCGGAAGAAGAAGAUGAUGACGACGACGGCGAAACUACCAUCAUGAAUCGUUCUUCCCAGCUGUAUUUCAACGGUAACUGGAAACCAGAUACACAACUUCUGCGUGUGCCAACGGCGGCAGUUGUUGCCCAGCCAGAAGCAUUAGGCUGGAAUUUCGCUGUCAACAUGAACGACAUUCUACUUGAGACAAUGUCUGCAGCCGUAGUGGGCGCCACUGAAGUGGUUCGGCAUGUCGGUAUUGACCCUGAACGAGGAGGAAACACAGCUAUGCCUGCCACGAAGAAACCAAACACGGGCAUGACUUCAGCAUUGUGGACAGUCAUAGCAUUGACUGGAGGCAGUCACUGGGCUCGCAGCACGAAUAUAGCCCCCAAUAAUGCAGUCUGGUAG
Messenger RNA from Lithohypha guttulata, 1428 nucleotides. RefSeq lists its product as uncharacterized. The record is from RefSeq and is a predicted model, not a curated record. The transcript is spliced from 2 exons. Lineage: Eukaryota; Fungi; Ascomycota; Eurotiomycetes; Chaetothyriales; Trichomeriaceae. Bases 1 to 1428 code for a protein of 475 amino acids.